GUCGCCGCACAAGGUUUCAUUUUCGAUCUGAUGUUCGUACAGUCGCGGUCCUACGAGCCGGUGAUUUUUUAAACUUUUACCGAGUCCGCUUUCGUGCGAUUUUCGUGAUUUUUCUUCUAUAUGACAGUGGAAAAUUUGAUUUUGUGCGAUUGAGGUACUAUGAGUUUUUGGAGGUUUAGUUGAGGCGAUUAGUUCCGGGAUUUUUGAAUGCUUUAAAAUGAAGGCUAAGUUUCUAACGAUUUCUUUGGCACUGUUACUUGGCUCGAUCUCUGUAUGUAACGCUUGCUCCUGCAUGCGAACCCAUCCGCAAGAGCACUAUUGCAGAUCAGACUUUGUAAUACUAGCCCGCGUGAAAAAAGUACAAACAAUCGACACGACAGGCACAAACGUCUACAAAGUGCGCGUGCGUAGGGAAUUUAAAAUUUCCGAAAAGGGCUUGGUUGCUCUUAAGUCUGGACGGAUCCAUACGCCUUCGAGUGAUUCUAUGUGUGGAGCAAACCUCAACAUCGGAGAGCUUUACGUCAUAUCUGGCAAUAUCUACAGUUUAAGGGCGCACACGAACAGCUGCUUUAUGGUGGAGCCGUGGAAUAAUGUGCCGAAAAGAAGAAGAAAAUACUUGAGAGGGUUGUAUAAACAUGGAUGUACAUGUAAAAUCGAUCGUUAUAAAACCACCGGCAAUAAGAAUUCUUGUACGUGGACGUUUCCCUUGCAGUGUGAAGAAGACGAGGGAGUUUGUUUACGGCAAGCCAGCGGUGCGUGCAGAUGGAACAAAAACAGAGCCCUAACCGAGUGCAAAUUUCGCCACCAGAGGCCCACGGUACAAAUUAAGAGUUUAACCACUAAUUCCACCAGUUUCGGGCGUCAUUUCGUUCCCCUUUCGUUAAUUCCUUAAAUUGUUUCGUUAAUUUAUUGUAAAUACGGUUGUGGAUUUGCUCUAAUAUAACUAUAUAAAAAAAAUUAUCGUCAUAUAUCAAAAUGUUAUGCAACAAAAACAAUAUAUUUGAACACAUAUAAAUGGCGAUUUAUUCAGGAUCGAUUCGGCGUAAAACUCGAUUAAAAUUACCGACAAUGAAACCCGCAUGAGUUUUAUGUGCGGCCUCAAUAAUUAAAUCGAAAAUUUUAAAUUGAGUUUCCUUUAUUCGUGCUUGAUUAUUUUAUUUGAAAAUUAUUCUUUAAAACUUACCAUUUCGGUGUGAUCGGGGUAAAAUGUUUGCUCGAUCAGUGGGAAACUCUCUUUGCCCAUUCGGCGUUGUAGUUGGACUAAAUGACCAAAAACCCAAGGUUUGUCCUGUAAAAUACACAUUUUUCAAAUAGUUUUUUCUUUUUUAAUUUAUAAUGUUUUACCUGGAAGUUGUAAAUGGCAUCUAAAUUGUUAAUACUCGGCACCCCGCCCAGUUUGAAGGCCAAAAGUAAUUUUUUGUGAUCCUCCCCGGCGUCCUUGAGGUUUUGUCUUACCUGGAGAAGAAAAUACAUUUUUUUUUGUAGUAUUGUUAUUAAUUUAUUUAGAAAAUAAGUUGACUAAUUUAUUUUUAUUGUUUUUUUUAUUUAAGGGUUAUUCUCGUUAUUUUGAUAUGUACAAAGCCUUUUCUAACAAUAAUUAAAACAUAGUUUAGUUUUUUAAA
Molecule: messenger RNA, 1622 nt
Organism: Anthonomus grandis grandis
Lineage: Eukaryota; Metazoa; Arthropoda; Insecta; Coleoptera; Curculionidae
Gene: Timp
Product: tissue inhibitor of metalloproteinase
Exons: 5
Coding region: 218-892 (224 amino acids)
Biological process (GO): negative regulation of membrane protein ectodomain proteolysis; negative regulation of endopeptidase activity
Cellular component (GO): extracellular matrix
Molecular function (GO): metalloendopeptidase inhibitor activity; protease binding
Source: RefSeq, a predicted model, not a curated record